This is a messenger RNA of Aspergillus pseudotamarii, 1388 nucleotides long. RefSeq names its product hemolysin III family protein. Bases 243 to 1187 code for a protein of 314 amino acids. Gene Ontology annotation, cellular component: membrane. The transcript has 3 exons. The record is from RefSeq and is a predicted model, not a curated record. Gene Ontology annotation, molecular function: signaling receptor activity. Lineage: Eukaryota; Fungi; Ascomycota; Eurotiomycetes; Eurotiales; Aspergillaceae.
UUUACAUCCUGCUAAAUCCCUCUUCCUGGACGAUCGUGGCGUUGAAUGUGUCGUGCCUAAUUGGUCUAUGUGGGACUCUUAACGGGGCGAACAAGGCUGGCGCUUAGCAAGAGUAAUCGAACAAAAGGGCAGUAGUGCGAGAAACAAAGCAAGAGGGACACCCCUUUCUUCACCUUGUAUUUCCACUUACGCUCAUCUGCCCCCUGCCCCCAGCAUUACAUUAUCAUCUGGCACGACAGUAAAUGGCAUCCGCUCCCCGUCUUCGAGUUCCGGCCUUGCAACCGCUAGAGGGGAUGGAAUCCAUCAGCGACACCGCAUCCGAGGCCGGCAAGGCGGGACGCCCAGUUCUUCUCUCGUUCGAUGAGAUGCCCGAAUGGUUCCGACGGGAAUCCAACCAGUGGAUUCUGCAUGGCUAUCGGCCUAUCUCAGGCUCGGCUCACGCUUCGUUCUGCAGUUGGUCGUAUCUUCACAACGAGUCAGUCAAUAUCUAUUCCCAUCUCAUCCCGGCGGUUUUCUUCCUACUCGGCGAGUGGUAUAUCCAGCAGUACCUUGCCAGCAGAUACUCCGGGGUCACUGGUGCCGAUUUCAUUGCUUUCUCCAUCUUCAUGGUGACGGCCGUCACGUGCCUGUCGUUGUCAGCGACGUACCACACUUUGAUGAACCACUCCAAACACGUAGAACAUCUCUGCCUGCGACUCGACAUGCUGGGCAUAGUGAUCUUCAUACUGGGUGACCUUAUCUUGGGAAUAUAUAUGGUUUUCUGGUGUGAACCUUUGCCCCGCAAUAUCUACUGGUCUAUGAUUGGAGUUUUCGGGACGUUGACCAUCUUCAUGACAAUGCAUCCCAAGUUCCAGGGCCGAAACUAUCGCCUCUUCCGAGCAUUGAUGUUCGUGGCGACUGGCUUGUCCGGUGUUGCGCCCUUGAUCCAUGGACUCAAUGUGUUUGGCGUGUCGCAGAUGAUGAGAAAGGCUUUUCCCUAUACUCUGGCAAAAGCAGGCUUCCUUCUAUCUGGGACUUCAUUUUAUGCAACCAGGUUUCCCGAAAGUCGAUAUCCUGGCAAAUUCGACCUAUGGGGCUCCCAUUCGAUCUUCCACAUUCUGGUGGUAUGCGCCGCCGUGGUCCAGUUGAUUGGGUAUCUGGAUGCUUUCGACUAUGCGCAAGCAAAUCUUAGUUGCUCGUCUCUUUGAAAUCUGUUUCUCCUAAUGUACGUUUCUUCAAGUAUUGUCAAGAUCAGGCAUCGUGAACGGUAUCACGGAUAGCGCGAUCAACACUAGCACAAGGCUGCACAGCUACCUACCUACAGAUUGUCUUUGCUGCUUAUGACUGAACAUGAGUAUAAGAGGCCGACUUUCGUCUCUCUUUUAGAUAGAAAAUCAAGACUCUUCAAU